Messenger RNA from Colletotrichum truncatum, 837 nucleotides. RefSeq lists its product as uncharacterized. NCBI's taxonomy places the organism in Eukaryota, Fungi, Ascomycota, Sordariomycetes, Glomerellales, Glomerellaceae. The record is from RefSeq and is a predicted model, not a curated record.
AUGGCUCCUCCAACAGCCGCAAAACGACCGCAUGCCGCGAUGAGCAAAAGCAACCAGCCCAUCGCUGAACAAUCGCAACAAUGGCCCGAAACAUCCUUUCCGAACUUUGACUGUUCAAAAUAUGAUUACAUGCCGACCGACGACGGCGGCUUCUGGAAGCUACAGCAAAAUUAUGCCGCAGAAUCGCUUCCGGAUGUGGUACCUCGCUCUGUCACAAGCAAGUCGCCCGUGCAGACGGUACAGGACAUCGAAUGGACCUGCCUAUCAGCUAGAUGCCCUUCGAAGCCCUUUAAGCGCAAGGCCGACCUUGACCGUCACUACAAACAAGCUCACACCGAUAGCCAGGCCCAACCUUCGCCCGCCUUGUCUCUCAAGGAUAUCACCCCCGCGACAAGCAUCAGCAAUCCUAGCCCCAAGAUCAGCACCAAGAUCAACACCAAGGGUAAAAUCACGAACGCCAACGCAAAAGGCGCAGGUAGUCGCAAUAACAGUGUGGCUGGCGCCGUAACAACUAAGGAAAAGGAUGGAGAAUUCAAUUGCGACUAUCCGGCCUGCCAUCGCUACGACGACGGGUUCAGUCGCAAGGACCGUUUACGAAUUCACUUCGUAGACGUCCACAAGGAAGACGUCAACAAGAAGGGCGGAGAGAUCACGGAUGAGUGGCUACUCACGCGCAUAAUCGAGCCCAGUUGGUGGCGCUGCACAAAGUGCCUUGUGAGAGUCAACGCGACAAGCCAAUGGGAAUGCCCUCGAGAUGGAACCAAAUGCGAAGACAAGCGCCGCGAGUUCCGUGAGAACAUGGAUCCCGAGAUCUGUGAGAACAUAAAACCCGAGUGA